GAGAAUUUGAUUUGUGAAACCUCUAACAGAUGCGAUUUAACAUUUAAAAACCAGGAAUAUCUGGACAUACCUUGAAUAUGGAUACAUGUAUGACUUUUAAACAAGCAUAUAGAGAAUUAUAUGAUUGGUGCCAGACUAAGGGAUACAUUUACAAUGGUCUACCUCCUUGUGUACAAGUGUCGAGACAGAGAAAACGGAAAAGAGGCGAAUCACCUGAGGACUCCCAAUUACAUAGUGGUUACCAUAAUGGUAACGAUAGAUAUAGCACAGACAGUGAGUCUGAGGAAAAUAUCACAAAUGUCUCUGGUUAUGUAGAUGAGUUAGAGAAUGAUAGAACAUACAGGGACACUGAAAAUCUUGAUGAUUCAGAGUCUGAGACCCAUGAAAAUUUCAGUGACACUGAAAAUGCUGAUGGCGCAGAGUUUGAGACCCAUAAAAAUUACAGUGAUACUGAAAAUGCUGAUGGCGCAGAGUUUGAAACCCAUGAAAAUUGCAGUGACAGUGAAAACACUGACGAAACAGAGUUUGAAACCCAUGAAAAUUUCAGUGACACUGAAAAUGCUGAUGGUGCAGAGUUUGAAACCCAUGAAAAUUGCAGUGACAGUAAAAAUGUUUAUAAAACUGAGUCUGAGAAAUGUGAAAAUUAUAGUCAUACUGAAAAUGCUGGUGAAAUUUACUGCGAGAAUUCCAAUGAAGAGGAGAAACCUGUUACAAAGAAUUUCAUUCAAAAUGGCAGGCUGAUAGCCAUGGAUAUUCACAAUUAUGGUGUUCAUCAAGCUGAGAGACAAAGCAAAGAAGAACGAGGUGUGAAGAAGAAUUCUAAUUCAAAUAGACGUAAAUCAUUUAUGUUUUUCAAUAAAAGAAAUUUGAGAAAAACAAAGUGGCUUAUAGCUGACCAUAAAAGAUCUUCCAAGACCAAAAAGAAGAAAAAGAUUCAGCAUGAGGAACUUUCGAUGCCAAGAUAUAAGGAUUCAGUACAUGAUCAGAGUAGAACGAACACAUGCAAGGCCAUAAUGCAAAUCAAAAACAAGAAAACUAGUAAGAUGUAUGUUCCGAAAGAGAAGAAAAGUAUUUCCAGUGCUGGAAAACAUUUUUUUACCCAUUCAAAGAAAAAGAAAUCUGAUCAUCAGCAUUAUUACUGA
Molecule: messenger RNA, 1142 nt
Organism: Saccoglossus kowalevskii
Lineage: Eukaryota; Metazoa; Hemichordata; Enteropneusta; Harrimaniidae
Source: RefSeq, a predicted model, not a curated record